Messenger RNA from Arachis stenosperma, 891 nucleotides. RefSeq lists its product as uncharacterized. The transcript has 5 exons. The coding region runs from base 1 to 891 and encodes 296 amino acids. The record is from RefSeq and is a predicted model, not a curated record. NCBI's taxonomy places the organism in Eukaryota, Viridiplantae, Streptophyta, Magnoliopsida, Fabales, Fabaceae.
AUGGGAAGGAAUAGUGAUUUUAUUACCUUGAAGUACACUAAUUGGAAAGCUGUGCCCAAGCAAAUCAAAAAGCGCAUUUGGAAGUAUAUUAAUUCAAAGUUCAUUCUUCCAAAAUCUUCAAAGUUAUGGGUGAUGACUGGUGUUCAAGGAGCAUGGAAGCGUUACAAAACAAGAAUAAAAAAGAAGCAUUUUGAACCAUAUUCUAGAAAUAUUGAGGAUAUGUUGGUGAAUCGUCCUUUAGAAAUUCCAGAAAUACAAUUUCGGAAGCUAAUUGCAUAUUGGAGUAUUCCAACUGUCAAAGCCAUGUGUGUUAUAAAUUCUGAAAAUCGCAAGAAGCAACAAUGGAGGCAUAAAAUGGGCCCAAUCAAUUUUGCAAGAGUGCGUGUUGAUUUGCGUGAGAAAAAAGAGAACAAAGAGGAACCAAAUCAAGCUGAAAUGUUUGUUGCAACUCGGAAUGGACUAAAAGGGAAAACACUUGAUGUAGAAACACAAGCUGUUAUUGAUAAACUUGAUGAUCUCCAAGAAGCUGGAGAAACUCCUACUAAUGCAUUUCAAAAAGUUUUUGGUAAAGAGAAUCCAGGAAGAGUUCGAUGUUAUGGAAGAACUGUUAUAAAAACUUCUCUUAAGAAAAAUAAAGAAAUAGAUGAAAUCAAAAAACAAAGUGAAGAGAAGGUAACAACUUUAAAAACUGAAUUAGACGACCAUAAGCAACGACUGCAAGGAUUGGAAGAUAUUGUGAAACUUAUGUUGCAACAAACUUCUCCUGGUAUGAAUGUUGAUGAAGCGCUUUCUCUCUUGCGAUCUAAGCAAUCGUCUGCAAAUAGUGCACAAGAUCCAAAUUUAGUUCCCCGGCAUUCUCCUCCAUCGACUCAUAUACCAAAUCAUGAAUAG